AUCCUACGCUAAUGACUACACUUCCCAUGAUGCCGCGCGCAGCAGCUCCAUGUGGAAAUGUCUGGAGAACGUGCGUGUACAUGACAUGAGUCUGUAGAGGUAUGGAGCGCUGCGCGGACUAUCCUUAAACACACAGCAGACCUUCAAGAGGUGAAUGUCCUGUAGGUGGCGCUCUGUAGGUGGGGGAGGUGAUGCAGCGGAUGUGGGCUCCAGUCACACUGCGGCGUGUGGUCCUGCUGCGCUCUGCGUACCUGGGUCACACCUGGGCUGCACGUGAGGUUCCUGUGACCGUCCAGACCUCACGCUGCUUCAGUUGCACUAAUGUCAUCAGGACGAAGCAGGGCCUCAAAACAUCCACAGAGGAAGAAACGCCAUUAAAUCCUCCGCAGAGUCUAGCAGGGACUGAGGGUCUGUAUAAGCCUGAUGCAGGGUCUGAACUUCAGAGUAAGGGUGAUGUCGACCCUCUGCAGGACAAAUCUAUCGGGCUCUUCCAGAGGUUUAAAAAGACGUUUAAACAGUAUGGUAAAGUCAUGGUGCCUGUGCACAUCGUCACGUCCACAGUGUGGUUUGGGAGCUUCUAUUAUGCUGCAAUGAAAGGGGUGAAUCUGGUCCCGUUUCUGGAGUUCAUCGGUUUACCGGAUUGGAUGGUGGGAAUUUUGCGAGAUUCCCAGGGUGGCUAUGCACUCACAGCCUAUGCCAUGUAUAAGCUCGCUACUCCUGCCCGAUACACUGUUACACUGGGCGGCACGUCCCUGUCUGUACAGUACCUCCGCAAACACGGAUACCUCUCCACCCCUCCGCCUGUUAAAGGCUACCUGCAAGACAAAAUGGAGGAAACCAGGGAGCUACUGACAGAAAAAAUGGAGGAGACGAAAGAGAGGUUCUCAGAAAAGAUGGAGGAAACCAAAGAACUGCUCUCGGAACGAAUGGAGGAGACUAAAGAGCGAUUCUCUGAAACGAAAGACAAAUUUUCAGAGAAACUGCAGGAGACGAAAGACAAAAUGUCUUUCCGUAAGAAAGCCGACUAGGCUGCAUGGCUUGCAGUGGUCGAAUCAAGCUGUCAACUAAGGGAAAAGGAAAAAAAAACUAAGCGUAUUGAGGAAUGUUUCACAUGAUCAAUAAUUACUCACAAUGUCACAAAGUGUUUGGUGUUUACUUAAAGGCACAGUUCAACCAAAAAUGACUUUUCAACCAAAAAAAAAUGUUUAUGUCCAUAUAAGGAAACAGUGGAGUUCAAAACAAUUGACUUUCAUUGUAUUGACAAAGACAUUUUUCCAAAAAACUCUUUUGUGUUCAUAUGGGUUUGGAACAACAUGAGGGUGAGUAAAUGAUGACAGAAUUUACAUUUUUUGGUGAACUAUCCCUUUAAGGUAUUGAAUGUUCACACACAAGCUCUGGUUUCCAUACACUUGAAUCUACAAGUUGAGUCUUUGGAGAGAAACAAACUUGAACUAGCAAUAAUACUAUAAUUAUAUUACUGAAUUAAGCCAAAAUCAUAUUUGUGUGAGUUUAUUUUAGUUUAAUUGUUUUAAGGUAAGAGUACUGAAAAUAUUUCUGCUUGAUAACCAAGUGAUAAUUAACAUCAAUAUCUAUAUUUAAUGAUUUUCUUUUGUUUUAUCAUGUAUGUGUUUGUGUGCAUAUUGCCUACACAGCAAUCUGGACUGUGGAAUGUCUUGAAUUGCACUUAGUGUUUAUGGAGUAUCUGGACUGCUUAAGUCAGUGGGUAAUAAAGACAAUUAAUAACCCA
Megalobrama amblycephala (Wuchang bream) is the source of this 1747-nucleotide messenger RNA. It is a transcript of the gene mims1b, whose product is annotated as family with sequence similarity 210 member Ab. Gene Ontology annotation, cellular component: mitochondrion. Bases 192 to 1028 code for a protein of 278 amino acids. NCBI's taxonomy places the organism in Eukaryota, Metazoa, Chordata, Actinopteri, Cypriniformes, Xenocyprididae. The record is from RefSeq and is a predicted model, not a curated record. The transcript is spliced from 4 exons.